Messenger RNA from Thrips palmi, 824 nucleotides. Its product is annotated as DNA-directed RNA polymerase III subunit RPC10-like. Gene Ontology annotation, biological process: termination of RNA polymerase III transcription; DNA-templated transcription. Gene Ontology annotation, molecular function: zinc ion binding; nucleic acid binding; DNA-directed RNA polymerase activity. The transcript is spliced from 3 exons. Gene Ontology annotation, cellular component: RNA polymerase III complex. The coding region runs from base 350 to 676 and encodes 108 amino acids. Lineage: Eukaryota; Metazoa; Arthropoda; Insecta; Thysanoptera; Thripidae. The record is from RefSeq and is a predicted model, not a curated record.
AACUGUAAUAAGUUGUCCAGGAAACCCAUUUCAUCUUAACAUCGACAAUCACUGACUGACACGAAAUUUUGAUUUUUGCCACGUUGCAAAGCUAUAUAAUUUGAUCUUUUCCACAUCUUAUAUUUGUCGUUGUGGAGAGAUGGGCAUCAUCAAAUAAAUCUCUGAUGUUUCCCCUACGGUUCUGCCCCUCCUCCCCUCCCCUCCCCUCUCUAGGUGCCGCUUCUGCUGCCUUCUGUUUAUUUUUGCUUAGGUUAUUGUGACGUACAUGUCAUUAAAGUUUCUUCUUCCGUAUGAUUUGACGUUGAUUCGUCAUCGCGGUGUCUGGGGAGCACAGUCCUGAUCCCUAACUAUGCUCUUGUUCUGUCCUUGUUGUGCCAACGCAUUAACUGCGGCUGAAGGCAACGAACGAUACAAGUUCAUCUGUCACACGUGCCCAUUCAAGUUCGACAUUACGCGUCUCAUUUCCAAGAAAUCAUUCCCGAAGCUCAAGGAGCUGGAUGAUGUUCUCGGUGGCAGUGCAGCCUGGGCAAAUGUAGAUGCAACUGAUGAGCGUUGCCCCAAGUGUGCUCAUCCUCGAGCUUACUUCAUGCAGAUUCAGACGCGAUCCGCAGAUGAGCCGAUGACAACGUUCUACAAGUGUUGUAACCAUGAAUGUGCCCACCGCUGGCGUGACUAAUAUUGGGCUAAGUAGGAUGGCUAAAAUGCGCCUUUCUACAGUGGUACCUGUCGGAGAAAGUGGCAAAGCUCAAGCUACAGCUGUCGAUAUGGCAAGCCGUCUUCUGAUGGAGGGAAAUAUCAUUGCCCUCCCUACUGACACUAUUUAU